UAACUUGUAAUUUCAACGGCUCCAUCCGAAGGUGAUACUGAUCCUCGAAGUGUUAAAUUGCGAAGUGUUAACGCUUAUAGAAAAUAUAUUAGGGUCCAUAAUGUCAGGUCGAAAGAGAAACUUGUCUUCCAAGGCGAAGACCGGAACGUCUGCUACGCCAUCAAAGAAAAAAGCGGGUAUGGACGGCGUUACCGUGGAUUUCAACUAUAAUCGAAAGGAAAACACAACACAACAUCAUACCGAUGAAUACGAAAACGACGUUUUAGUCCUGCGCCGUGGUGAAAAGUUUGACUUGGAUCUAACGUUCCAUAAUGCUGAUUUGAAUGAUAUUCAAGAAUCGUUUCUCCGAUUUAAUAUUGGAAAAAAUACUUGCAAAUGGGAAACGAAUGUCGUAAAAGAGAAGGGGCUCGCUCGACGUUUGCAAAUAACUAUUCCAGUUGGUGCUGCUGUUGGAAGGUAUACAAUACAGGUUGUUGUUCCCAAACAUUCCAAAGAGCCACUUAACCAGACUGGGCAGAUUAUCGUUUUAUUCAACCCUUGGAAUAAAGAUGAUGAAGUUUAUCUUGAUGAAGAAAUAUUAAGAAACGAAUAUGUUCUGAGCGACUGUGGUCUAGUUUACGCGGGCUGGUCGUCUAGAGUUGGCCCAAAUCCGGCCGCUUGGAAUUUUGGUCAGUUCGAGAAAAAUAUCCUGGAUUGCGUGUUGUAUCUGUUGGAAAAGGACCGAAGGAUUGAAAAGAAGCCUGUAAAGUCUAUCUUCAUGAGACGUAGUCCAGUAUGGGUUGCAAGAAUACUCUCUGCCAUGAUUAAUUCACAAGACGACAAUGGUGUGUUGGUUGGCAACUGGUCAGGUGAAUACGAUGAUGGUAGAUCACCCACGUUUUGGAAUGGAAGUGUCAAAAUACUUCAAGAGUAUUUUGAGAAGAAAGAGCCUGUGAAAUAUGGCCAAUGUUGGGUCUUUUCUGGAGUUAUGACAACAGCUCUUAGAGCGAUUGGUAUUCCGGCAAGAAGUGUUACCAACUAUGACAGUGCACAUGAUACUGACAACACAAUGACCAUUGACACAUUUGUUGACGAGGAAGGAAACAUUUUAGAAGAUCUAAAUAAUGACAGCGUUUGGAAUUUUCAUGUUUGGAAUGAAAUCUGGAGCAAACGUGCUGAUCUUCCUGGGAAUAAAUACGAUGGUUGGCAAGCAGUAGAUGCGACACCGCAGGAAGAAAGUUGCCAAAUCUAUCAAACAGGUCCUGCCCCACUGAAAGCAAUAAAAGACGGUGAAGUGUACGCCGGCUUUGAUACAGGCUUUAUUUUUUCGGAAGUUAAUGCAGAUAAGGUGACGUGGGUAAUGAAAGAAGAUGAAGACGGUAAUCAAACAAUACAAAAAACGAGCAAACAAUUGAAAGCCAGCGUCGGCCAUUUUAUCAGUACGAAGUGUGUUGGCAGUUUUGAAAGAAAUGAUAUUACUGAUCUUUACAAACACCCGGAGGGAACAAAUGAAGAAAGAAAAGCAUUUGAAACAGCUUAUAGUUUCGGAGAAGGGGCAAAAGAUUGGACUGGUCAUUUGAAUAUUGAAGAAGAAGGCAAAGAUUUAGAUAUUGAAUUAAGCACAAAGGAAGAUGAUCUGCGUGUUGGCAAGCCUGUAACAUGCCUUGUAAUGCUGAAAAAUAAAUCUAAGAAAAACCUAACCGUGUGUCUAACAGGCGUAAUUAGUUCAGUCAGAUACACUGGAGCUGUUUGGAAGCUUGUGAAGAAGCAAAAGUUUGAAAAUUUGGAAGUUGGUGGCGGCAAAGACGUGGAGAAGGAAAUACGACUGGAACCGGAUGAAUACGUGAGUAAUUUGACAGAUCUUAAUUGUCUAAAGUUCAUCUUGGUCGCUAAAGUGUUGGAAACGAAGAAGAUUUAUGUCGAUGAAACCAAGUUCCAAUUGUUUAACCAGGACUCCAUCAAAGUCAAGUUUAAUGACAAGUCACCACUUCAAGUUGGAGUAGAGGCUGAGGUUGAAGUCUCGUUUACAAAUCCUUUGCCAAUAAGAUUGUCCUACAUUAAAAUCAGUAUUGAAGGCGCAGGGCUAGCGUAUUUGGAUACAAAAACCUACAGCAAAAGCGUCCAGUACGGCAAAACACAAACAGCAAAAUUUUCUUUUACUCCACGAAAAGCAGGAAAACGUACCUUGCUCGUUGAUGUGGACACAACCCAAGUAAAAGAUUUCAAAGCUGCGGCUGAUCUCGAUGUUCUUCCUCAGUCUCCCAAAAAAACAUAACCGCGUGCAUGCACGCAUUUAGAUCGCAAUUUUUUCUUUCAGUAAUAUUUCAUUAAUUAAUUGUUGUAGAAUAGAAUUUUAAUAUGUUUUAUUUAUACGCAAAGCAUACAUGCACCUUUACUCUCUGAUUCAUAUAGGCUAAUGUGUAAACUGGAGAGCAUUACUCUUAAUGUUUCCUAUAGUGUAUGCAUAUAAGAUACGUUUAGCUAUAAUAAAUUUAUAAAUGUUUU
Molecule: messenger RNA, 2484 nt
Organism: Dendronephthya gigantea
Lineage: Eukaryota; Metazoa; Cnidaria; Anthozoa; Malacalcyonacea; Nephtheidae
Product: protein-glutamine gamma-glutamyltransferase 4-like
Exons: 13
Coding region: 101-2254 (717 amino acids)
Biological process (GO): peptide cross-linking
Molecular function (GO): protein-glutamine gamma-glutamyltransferase activity
Source: RefSeq, a predicted model, not a curated record